ACCUUCUUACACAAUGAACGAGAGACCGACAUCGUCAACGGAUAUGAUUUGAAGGGAUCAGUGGGGGGCGCGGUUGGAGAUCCUGGGGAGACUGUAUAUAAAGUCCGCCGAAGUCGGUCGUAGAAACAUUCAAGCAAUCGCCGGACGAUACGAUGAAGACCCUCUUCAUCUCGUUUGCUCUGUGCGCUGUCGUUGCCGCGGCACCUCGUGAACGACGAGAAGCUGUCUUGGCCGAUCACGGAUAUUACGGGGGCCAUGGAGCUUACGGGGGCCACGGAGCUUACGGCGGCCACGGAGCUUACGGAGCUUACGGAGGUCUAGGCGGCUACGGCGGACACGGGGUGGCUCUUGCCGGACCAGUGCUGGGAGCGACGAGCGUCGCAGGUCCUCAUGUAGGUGCCACCGCUGUUGCCGGUCCAGCGAUAGGUUCGGCUCGAUUGUCCGGCUCGGCGGCUGGUCCCGUUCACGUUUCGGGCGCCGUUGCCGGUCCAGCUGUCGUCUCACCGUCAAUCGCCGGCCCAGCGCACGUGGAAGGCUACGGUGGUCCGUAUGACGGUGGCUAUGGUGGAGGUGAUGGUGCUUAUAUCGGAGGUUACGCAGGAUAUGCAGCUGGUCCUGCUUACGGCUACGCAGGAUACGCCGGCGGUCACGGUGGGCACGGCGGGCACGGCGGGCACGGCGCGCACGGAGUAGUCAUAGCCGGACCGGCCAGCCACGGCGCGGUUCUAGCCGGACCUCAUUCCGGAAGCGCGGCUGUUUCUGGACCGCACGCUGGUUCGGUGGUAAUCGCCGGUCCUUCCGGAAAGAUCACCGCUCACGGAAGCGGUUACGGUGCCGCCAUCCACGCCGGACUUGGCCACGGUCACGGUCACUGGUAACGCAUAGAAAAGUCGUCUGCGAAGCGCAAAAAAAGAGGAUCAUUUCUCUGAAUACACCGUCGGGUAAAAUAAUGUCUCUUCAGCGUUUUUUUAAGAAAAAUUUUAAAAGUAUUAUAGAUAUAUAUAUAUAAUAAUAUAAAGUUGCUAUAACACGACGACGCUCGUCGCGCUUGAUACU
This is a messenger RNA of Linepithema humile (Argentine ant), 1056 nucleotides long. RefSeq lists its product as uncharacterized. The record is from RefSeq and is a predicted model, not a curated record. NCBI's taxonomy places the organism in Eukaryota, Metazoa, Arthropoda, Insecta, Hymenoptera, Formicidae.